CCAGCUUAAGGGGUCCGACCAUUCCGUACCUAAGUAGCUACCUAAGCACGUAUCCAGCGGUUGAGGGCAAGACCGGCAUCUCCGGUCGUUUCGUAAAUAGUAUAUAUAGCCUCCUUGUCGUCUCCUUCACAACCUUCGUUUUUUCUUCACCUCGAGUGUUUCUUUCUAUCAAUCACUUCCUCAAGGCCAAUCUCCGCUCUAAAGCCCCCCUUUCUCAUUCUCAACCAGUUCCUUCUAAGACAUAGUCCGCCAACGACUACUCACAACACAUUCACUUAUACAAAUAUCAAAUUUAAUAACUCACAAUCUCAUCCGUCACCAUGCCUUCCGUAGACAUCAAGCAGAUCGUUGACACCAGGCCUCUGAGCUUCACCAUCAAGACCGGAAGCGGCAAAUGGCAAUGCCAGAUUCACAGCGACAGAGCCUCAUACGAGCGCUCGCGCAGCACAAGGGCACCGGGAAUCUCCCGCAUGGAUUCCGGCCUAUCCACCUCGACGAGGUCGUCGACCAGCUCGAUCUCGAGCACCUCGUCGCAGUAAACUACUUGCACAAAUGAAAUAACUCCCCAUCCAAGGGGGGAACCCUUGCCGUCGCGUUCCGUCCAACGGUCCGGCCUCGCGAGGGUACACAGCGUUAUGCACAAUUGCUAGAAUUGGUCUAUGUUCUGAAUCGGGAAUGGGUAAUACGAAGAUUGGGUGGGCACCUGAUGCGGUAUUAUUCUGGAUCGGCUGAGGCGGGAGGGAAAAGCUUAGCUUGUCAGUCACAUCGGCUCUGUGCUAACCCCCCGGCUGUAAUAAUGGGUACCUUUUCCACAUGAUAUGGGAUAUCGAACAUUGGGGGAAGAGGGAGAGGGGGGGCGUGGAAACGCGGGAUGGCGCGAUUCGGGAUCCAAUUGGAUGGAUUCCAUUAAGGGUGUUGGGGGGAGGGAGGCAUGGACGUCAAGGCGAAUCAAUCGUUGAUUCGUGACAAAUGCGUUGAAACGGACCCCCCAAACCCAAACCUACCAACAGCAGACGCACGUGGGCAGAAACUGAACUGAACCGAACUGAACAAAGAAGUAAAACAGAUAAAAGACCAAAAAAAUUGAUUACUACUGUUCCUAUUUUUUA
Molecule: messenger RNA, 1109 nt
Organism: Daldinia vernicosa
Lineage: Eukaryota; Fungi; Ascomycota; Sordariomycetes; Xylariales; Hypoxylaceae
Exons: 2
Coding region: 321-539 (72 amino acids)
Source: RefSeq, a predicted model, not a curated record